AUGGACCCAGGAAACGAUAUAGGAAUUUCAGAAUUUCUUCUUACGGGAUUUUCAGAAGAAACAGAACUGCAGCCCCUCGUAUUUGAGCUUUUCCUCUCCAUGUAUCUGAUCACUGUGUUUGGGAACCUGCUCAUCCUCCUGGCCGUCAGCUCUGACUCCCACCUCCACACCCCCAUGUACUUCUUCCUGGCCAACCUGUCCUUUGUAGACAUCUGCUUCACCUCCACCACCGUCCCGAAGAUGCUCUGGAACAUCCAGACCCAGACCAAAGUCAUAACCUAUGAGGACUGUAUCACACAAAUGAACUUUUUCAUAACCUUUGCAGGGAUGGACGACUUUCUCCUGAGUGUGAUGGCCUACGACAGGUUUGUGGCCAUCUGCCACCCGGUAAACUACAUGGUCAUUAUGAGCUCCUGGCUCUGUGGACUCCUGGUCCUGAGUGCUCUGCAUUCCUUGUUAGAAAGCUUAAUGGUGUUGCAGCUGUCCUUCUGUACAGUCUGGGAAAUCCCCCACUUUUUCUGUGAGCUCAAUCCGAUGAUCCAACUUGUCUGUCCUGACACCUUUCUCAAUAACAUGGUGGUGUAUUUUGGAGCUAUUCUGCUGGCUGGUGGUCCCUUUUUUGGGAUCCUUUACUCUUACUAUAAGAUAAUUUCCUUCAUACGUGGGAUUUCAUCAGCUCAGGGCAAGUAUAAAGCAUUUUCCACCUGUGUGUCUCACCUUUCAGUGGUCUCUUUAUUUUACUGUACAAGCCUAGGAGUGUACCUCAGCUCUGCUGCUACCCAGAGCUCCCACUCAAGUGCAACAGGCUCAGUGAUGUACACGGUGGUCACACCCAUGCUGAAAUCCUUCAUCUAUAGCCUGAGGAGCAAAGACAUUAUUUCCUCUGAUGAGAUUCUCUGGUAUGGCAGCUAUAAAAGGGCCAAUUGUCUUGUGCUGAAAAGACUCUCAGGCACAAGUCUCCAUUCCCAGAACAUCACUGGGCAUGAAUUCAAGCUCUUGUCUGAGUCAUCCUUUGAUCAUGAGGAUUGA
This is a messenger RNA of Felis catus (domestic cat), 1029 nucleotides long. Its product is annotated as olfactory receptor-like protein OLF4. Gene Ontology annotation, biological process: G protein-coupled receptor signaling pathway. Gene Ontology annotation, cellular component: membrane. The record is from RefSeq and is a predicted model, not a curated record. Gene Ontology annotation, molecular function: olfactory receptor activity; G protein-coupled receptor activity. NCBI's taxonomy places the organism in Eukaryota, Metazoa, Chordata, Mammalia, Carnivora, Felidae.